Paramecium pentaurelia is the source of this 2041-nucleotide messenger RNA. The record is from the annotation of a GenBank genome assembly. NCBI's taxonomy places the organism in Eukaryota, Ciliophora, Oligohymenophorea, Peniculida, Parameciidae.
AUGGAUUUGAGCAAUUUAGAUUUUACCAUUCCAAAUAAGGAUUCUAAUGUCUUAUAAUAAUAAUAGAUCAAAAUUGCAAUCACUGAAUUGAAGAAUAAUACAUUAUCGAUGAUCAAUAACUUACAAGAUUAAUAUCAUCAUCUAUAGAUUACAAUUGAACAUAUUACUCAAUUAUUAAGUGAUAACAUAAUUAGAUUAAAUGAAAUCAUUUCCAGUCUAGAAAACAAUGUUUUAGAAGAUAAUUUGUUGUCAUAAAUAGUAGAAUGUUAUAAUUACUAAAAAAAUUAGAGCUUAAUAUCACAAGAAAAUAAAUUUGGUAUUUAUGAAAAAAUAUUAUUAGGAUAAGGAUUAUUCAAAGCAUAUGAAUUACUUAAUGCUUUGGAAAAUCUAAAUAAUAAUUAAUUUUAUUGUUUAGAACAUAAAAAAUAUAAUAAUAUUUUUAAAAAAGGUACUCGAAUUUAAAAAUUUUAGAGAUUGAACUAUUAAAUAAUAAAAAAUGGGAAGAAGCACAUAUGAUUUUAGAAAAAAGAAUUAUCUAAAUUAAGAAUAUACUUUCCUAUGCUUAAUAUUUUAAUAGUAUACUAUCGAUUUAUUUAGGUAUGUCCUUAAUGGAAUUAAAUUAACCAGGCAAAGGAAUUAAACUAAAAGAAAAAUCUUAAAAGAAUAACGGAAAUUUAAUUGAAGAUAUAUCUAAAGAAACUGAUUAAUUUUUAGAGUAUAAUAACUCCAAUAAAUUUAUCAAUUUAUUCAUUAAAUGUAGAAUAGAAAAUUUAAUAUAAAGGUUUGACUCUAGAGGAUCAAAACAAUUUUGAAUUAGCAAUUCAGAUUUCUGAUUAGAUCUUAUAAUUAGACUAACUUAAUAUUCAAGCAUUAUAUAAAAAAUGUUAAUUUAAAAUUAAAUAAUAGCAAAGUUUUUAGUAAAUUUGGAAUAGACAUAAAAAGCAAUACCGUUGAUAGAUCAAGUUUUACAAAUCAAUCCCAACUAUGUGCUUGCUAUUAAUUUAAAAGGUAUUUGAAUUUAUAUAAAUUAUAAGGAGUAAUCUUAGAAAAACAACGAUGCUUUGAAGAAUCAAUUUAAUAUUUUGAUAAGGCAUUUAAUAUUGAUAACUCUUUUGUAACAGCUUUAUUUAAUAAAGGUAGAAAUUAUAAUUUAGUUAGGUGGGUGCUUAUAAGAUUUGGAAAAUAAUAAUGAAGCUAUUAAAUGUUAUGAUUUGUUAAUUAAAAUUAAUCCAAAAAAUUAUUUAGCACAUUAUAAUAGAAGUUCAUAAAUAGUUCAAAUAUAUAGGCAUAACUUUAGUUGAUCUUUAAAGAUAUGAGGAGGCUCUAACUAGUUAUGAUCAAACCAUCUUUUUAAAUCCUAAUUAUUUAUCUGCAUAUUAUAAUAAGGGUAUAAUUUGAUUGUAAUUAGGGAUUGUUUUAAACUCACUUAAGAGAAAUAAGGAAGCAAUUUUGUGUUUUGAUAAGGUUAUUUCUGUUGAACCCAAUCAUGCUAAAUCAUAUUUAAAUAAAGGUAUGAUGAUUGCUUCUCUAAGGCUAUUCAUUAUCUGAUCUUGGUUAAUUCAAUGAGGCUUUGGAACAUUAUGAAAAAGCAAUAUAAAUUGAUCCUUUGUUCUUAGAAGCGUAUUACAACAAAGGUAUAUGUUAUUUCCAUUACUUUAGGAAUUUUGUUUGAUGAUUUGAAAAAAUAUGAAGAUGCAAUUAGAUGUUAUGAUGAAGUUAUUAAACUUGAUCCAAAUGAUUCUUAAUCUUAUUAUAAUAAAGGUCUAAUAAAUAAAAGAUUAUAAUAGCUAUUUCUUUACAAAACUUGAAAAGAGACGAAGAAGCUAUAUUGUGUUAUGAUAUGGCUAUAAAAUUAAAUCCAUCAUAUGAUAAUGCUUACAAUAAUAAAGGUUUUCUUUAAUUUAGAUUUAUAGGGCUUUUACUAGAAAAACUUGGCAAGAAAAAAUAAGCAAUCUAAAAUUACAAAGCAGCAAUAAAAAAAUGUAUAAAAGACUAAACUAUUUUUUCGAAACGAAUAAAGAGAUUAAAAAACAAAUAGUGA